AUGCAUGUUCCGCCGGGGGUGGGAAAGGCUGUGACACCAACUGGAUGGGGCAUCAUAUCCGCACGGUACGAAAGAAGAUCUAAUUCCUGUGCGAGAAACAAUACUCUUGCUCUGAUUGACCUGAUGGGCGGAGGCCAUCUUGCAUUUACCCAGCAUGCCAGCAUCGAGACGCGCCUGAUAUUCCUUGUCAAGGACGAAAUAGCCAGAGACCGCGAGAGACUUGCACGUCCGCAUAGCGGACCUACUCCUCUAGGAUGUUUCUGGCUCUCUGGAUGCUUGAUGAACAUCAUUCCCGCCUUCCCAUGGGUCUUCUGUCCAGGCGUCUCCCUACUUACGUCGAAAUCCGAGUGA
Aspergillus mulundensis is the source of this 351-nucleotide messenger RNA. RefSeq lists its product as uncharacterized. The transcript is spliced from 2 exons. Lineage: Eukaryota; Fungi; Ascomycota; Eurotiomycetes; Eurotiales; Aspergillaceae. The record is from RefSeq and is a predicted model, not a curated record. Bases 1 to 351 code for a protein of 116 amino acids.